This is a messenger RNA of Camellia sinensis, 1440 nucleotides long. Its product is annotated as glyceraldehyde-3-phosphate dehydrogenase, cytosolic. Gene Ontology annotation, biological process: glucose metabolic process; glycolytic process. Gene Ontology annotation, cellular component: cytosol. Lineage: Eukaryota; Viridiplantae; Streptophyta; Magnoliopsida; Ericales; Theaceae. The record is from RefSeq and is a predicted model, not a curated record. Gene Ontology annotation, molecular function: glyceraldehyde-3-phosphate dehydrogenase (NAD+) (phosphorylating) activity; NADP binding; NAD binding.
AUCAUUUACCUACGCACCAACCGUUCCUUCCGGUCUCCCACUCCUCCACCACAGCUUUUCUUUGUCUAUCUACUAAACCCUACAAGUUUCAUUUCCUCCGCUCCGCAGCUCUCUCUCUCCCUCUCUCCCUUUAUCACUCACUCUCUACAGUCUGUUCCCUGUCCUCGCUUAAGAUCAUGGGCAAGAUCAAGAUCGGAAUCAAUGGCUUUGGAAGGAUUGGCCGGUUGGUGGCCAGAGUGGCUCUGCAAAGAGACGAUGUUGAGCUCGUCGCUGUCAACGAUCCCUUCAUCACCACUGAUUACAUGACUUACAUGUUCAAGUAUGAUAGUGUUCACGGUCAAUGGAAGCAUCAUGAACUCAAAGUGAAGGAUUCCAAGACCCUUCUCUUUGGUGAGAAAGCAGUAGCUGUUUUUGGCCUUAGGAACCCAGAGGAGAUCCCAUGGGCUGAGACUGGAGCCGAAUUCAUUGUGGAGUCCACUGGUGUCUUCACUGAUAAGGAUAAGGCUGCUGCCCACUUGAAGGGUGGUGCAAAGAAGGUUAUCAUUUCAGCCCCUAGUAAGGAUGCUCCCAUGUUUGUUAUGGGUGUCAAUGAGAAGGAUUACAAGCCAGAUCUUCACAUUGUUUCCAAUGCUAGCUGCACUACCAACUGUCUUGCCCCCCUUGCUAAGGUUAUCAAUGACAAGUUUGGCAUCGUUGAGGGUCUCAUGACUACCGUGCACUCCAUCACAGCCACACAAAAAACUGUUGAUGGACCAUCAAGCAAGGACUGGAGAGGUGGAAGAGCUGCUUCAUUCAAUAUCAUUCCUAGCAGCACUGGAGCUGCCAAGGCUGUUGGUAAGGUGCUGCCUGCACUUAAUGGGAAAUUGACUGGAAUGGCUUUCCGUGUUCCCACUGUCGAUGUCUCAGUGGUUGACCUCACUGUGAGGCUGGAAAAGAAGGCUACUUAUGAUGAAAUCAAAGCUGCUAUCAAGGCAGCGUCUGAGGGAAACAUGAAGGGGAUCUUGGGUUACACCGAGGAUGACGUGGUAUCCACUGACUUUGUGGGCGACAGCAGGUCGAGCAUCUUUGAUUCCAAGGCUGGGAUUGCUUUGAAUGAUUUCUUUGUUAAGUUGGUGGCAUGGUAUGACAACGAGUGGGGUUACAGCACGCGUGUGGUUGAUUUGAUCGUUCACAUGGCAAACACUUGCUAAGUUGUGUGGAAGGAUUGGCUUUAAUACGCAUAUAUGCUUCUGUGUUGUUGUUUUGCUUUAUGAGAGAUGCGAGAAUCUGAAUAAAAAUGAAUUUUGGGACAUGGCUCCCUAGACUAAUGUUGUCUGAAAGUGUGUUUGUCAUGGUUUUUAGGGUUUCGUACUGGGGUUGGUAUCAGAUCAGCCCAUGUUUUUAACUAAGGUCCCUGAGUCCCGGUUUUCCAAUUUGAAAUCUGUGUUGUUUCUAUUUCUA